Tachyglossus aculeatus (Australian echidna) is the source of this 795-nucleotide messenger RNA. RefSeq names its product vegetative cell wall protein gp1-like. Lineage: Eukaryota; Metazoa; Chordata; Mammalia; Monotremata; Tachyglossidae. The transcript is spliced from 3 exons. The record is from RefSeq and is a predicted model, not a curated record. Bases 1 to 795 code for a protein of 264 amino acids.
AUGGGCCCCACCCCUUCCCAGCCCUCAGCCCCCCUGGGGAUUCAGGCCACGGCCUAUCCCGAGCCGCAGCGCAGCCCCGACCCCGCCCACUCGCCCCGGAGCCACGCCUCCCUGAAUGUUCAGCCCCCCGCCCCCCUGAGGGCUCAGGCCACGGCCAAUCCCGAGCCGCAGCGCAGCCCCGGGCCCGCCCACUCGCCCCGGAGCCACGCCUCCCUGAAUGUUCAGGCCACGGCCAAUCCCGAGCCGCAGCGCAGCCCCGGCCCCGCCCACCGCUCCCAAAGCCCCGUCCGCUCCAUGGCCCCGCCCCCUUCCCAGCCCCCCCGCCCCCCUGAGGGUUCAGGCCACGGCCAAUCCCGAGCCGCAGCGCAGCCCCGGCCCCGCCCACUCCCCCAGGAGCCACGCCCCCCGAGGGUUCAGGCCACGGCCAAUCCCGAGCCGGAGCGCAGCCCCGCUCCCGCCCACCUCUCCCCGGAGCCACGCCCCCCGAGGGUUCAGGCCCCGGCCCCGCCCACCGCUCCUAAAGCCCCGCCCACUCCCCCCGGAACCCGCCCCUUUCCCAGGCCCCGCCCCAGGAGGUUUCGGGCGAGGGCCAAUCCCGAGCCAGAAGCCCCGCCCCUUUCCCAGCCCCCCCGAGGGUUCGGGCGAGGGCCAAUCCCGAGCCAGAGCGCAACCCAGGCCCCGCCCACUCUACCCCGGGACCCGCCCCUUUCCCAGGCCCCGCCUCCGCAGGUGUCGGGCGAGGGCCAAUCCCGGGCCAGAGCGCUGCCCCGCCCCGAGGGCUCGGGCCAAUCCUGA